AUGAGGAAGGCCGGGCUCGGGACGUUGCAGAUCGAGGUGAACACCGAGCACGAAUGGCAACAACUGCUGGACCGCGCUGACGUUCUCAUCGUCGCGGACGUUUACUCCGACUGGUGCGGUCCUUGUGCCGCCAUGGCGAGCACCUUGAGGAAGAUCAAGAUAGAGAUGGGCGAUGACGCGGUGGACUACGCGGUCGUGCGAAACGACGACAUCAACGAUCUCGCGAGAUUUAGGGGCAAGAGUGAACCCGUCUGGAUGUUCCUGUGGGAUGGCAAGAUGGUGAACCUGAUGUUCGGCGCGCAUUGCCCUCGCUUGCGGAAGUUGUUGCUCGAGGAAAUAAGAAGAGUGCGACUGUCGGAGGCCCCGAAGUGGCGACUGGACGUGGGCGAACGGGCCCCGGAAGAGGAAGUCCGUUGGCAAAAGCAAGAAGGCAUCAGGAAAGCGCUGGAGGAGAAGAAACAGGCGAAAGAGGAGGCCGAGAGGCGGGAGAAAUACGAGCGAUUCAUGGCGCACAUGGUUCUCGAGCUCUGCGAGGAAACGACACUCGUGCUUUAUCCGUGGGUUUUCAAGGACGAGAACGGCAGGCCCAGAGACAAGCUGCUGAGUCCGCCGUACAUGGAGCUCGUCCAGGACCUCUUCAGACAGUGCUACGACGUACAGGAAGAGUUGCGAAUCGAGUUGAACGAGGACACGAUCGAGAGGAUGUUCGUCGAGAGCGGCGUCGACAUCACCGAGGAAUUGAUAAAAGGACUGACCGAUGGAAAGUGCAUGGCCAUGAGACUGAAGGGCAAACCACCGCAUCCGGACUGGCCAGUGCAUUAUCCUUAUGAGAAUUCGGACCCGUCGAUUAAGCAUCCGAUCCGCGCGAUCGAUGACGUUGAGAAUUAUCUUAUUAACAUCAUCACGACAGAGCCGCCGCCUCUUUUAUCAAUUAGAACCGACGUACCUAUGACCAGACCGACCUACGACGCGCCGUAUAUCGAGAGGCACGUAUACGUAUACGAGCCAGACCCGGAAAUCGAGGGUGACUUGCGUCGAGUACAUCCCGCUGCUUGGGUGCCUCCUCAGGCCAGAAGCAAGGUUCACGUCUUCAAGACUCUAUUCUCGGCAUACUUGGAGAAGACUCAUCCUUACGUGGAGCCGCCAGUUCCCUUGCCUCUGUGCGCCUUUAAGUUCGAGGCGUCUAAGUUUGGCGUCGUACGAGACGCGUACGAAUCGCACAGCGCCGCCGUCGAGUACUUCGGCGCCUUCGAGUUCGAUCGGCCGCCUCACGCGAGACGCAUCGCGUCUUCUCCCAACGAUUUCGAAAAGAAGGUGAAGCACAAAACUGGCGCCGAGGUGUUCGUACUGAUAGUUCGAAGAAUCAACGAAGAAACCUUCCUGACCUUUGCCGGCAUCGAACCGUCCUUCGUCACAGAAAUCGAGGACGUAGCUCAACAGAUGAUAACGGAUUAUUUUCCCGAAGGAGCUGAGGAUGUGAUACCAUUAACGCCAGAUGAAGAAGAAGCCCUUUACGAGGAGGAAGAAGAAGAAUAUGAAGAGGAAGAAGAAGCAGAGGAAUUGAAUAGGGAUUUCAAUUAUUCUUUCUACUGACCUGAAAAGAUCCAAAUUAUUUGUUCCUAUAAUUUACUUAAAAAUCAUUAUUUUUAAUAAGAUUAAUUUAGAAAAGACGCAGUAGAAGUAGUUACGACAAAUUAUGAAAAUUUUGGCCAUAUGGAAUGACUCCGCGUUUCGCGACAUUUACAUUCUCCGCGUGUUUUGGCAGCGAUCGCCGAUGCUUUGACUGCUUUCUGUGCUCGGCAACGCGUUUGCGUAAGUUUGGCAUAUUACCAAACCAGCUCGUGGAAGUUAUAAACGCAGCUGUUCUGUUGCCAAUUUUAAUUCCGUUUAAGCCGCGCCGAAAUACUCUACGAAAAAUCCUACAAGAACACUCGAUCGACUUAUCGUCACAGAAAAUCUCUCACCUCUUGAGAAUCUCCCCUAAUGUAUCGAGGUUUUCGACUUAUAUCUUUAUCGAAUAGAAUUAUUUAAGCUUUUAUUUAGAAGUGGCAAACUAAUAUCAUCUAAUAUGAGGAUUUAAGCCAAUUUAAUUUAAUUUAAUUGUUAAUUCGGUUUAGUUUGUAAUUGAAUUCUUACGAAAACGCGAACGUGUAUACGCGAUUUAUUAAAAGCGCACUUUAAUCGUAAUCUAACUAGUAAUCGUAUGAUUAUAGGCCACCUAUGUUCAAUUUUGCGUAAAAAGUGUGUUGCAUCUAGUUCGUGGAUUAUUCAAAUUACAUCGCAGCUUGAUUGUAACGUUUUCAAGGAUUUUCUCAGCGAAAAGUGGAAUGAUAGAUUCUAAGCUAACCCUUUCGCUAGAUUCUUCUUUGGAUUGAAAAAAGCUCUUAUACCGCCAUCAUUAAUUACGAUUAAAUCGCUCGUAAAUGCCGAGAGUCGUGUUUGCGCAAGGUUCGCGCGUAAUCUUGCAAAUUCGAUUGCGCCAAUAGCUAAAAUAAAUAUCACCACUUGGCGAUAAAUAAUUCUUCGACAAUCUGAAAAAUCGUUAUAUGUCGCCUUCCUUCGAUUUUAAUUUCCGAUUAAUCCCAUUAAUAAACUCCACCGGGACCUAAUUCCCGCGCAUUAUUGACUUUUCCGCCGCUUUUAUGGCCUUCACUGCUCUUACACGCCUUCUUUCCAAGAACGCAGAACGAUAAACUCGACCGGGUCAUUCUCGUAAUAAAAUCGUUGUAAAGCGGUGAG
Dinoponera quadriceps is the source of this 2739-nucleotide messenger RNA. RefSeq lists its product as uncharacterized. The record is from RefSeq and is a predicted model, not a curated record. The coding region runs from base 1 to 1593 and encodes 530 amino acids. NCBI's taxonomy places the organism in Eukaryota, Metazoa, Arthropoda, Insecta, Hymenoptera, Formicidae. The transcript has 5 exons.